Molecule: messenger RNA, 11145 nt
Organism: Pocillopora meandrina
Lineage: Eukaryota; Metazoa; Cnidaria; Anthozoa; Scleractinia; Pocilloporidae
Source: the annotation of a GenBank genome assembly
AGAGGAUUUCAUAAACAGGUUUUAAGGAAGAAGUUGUCUGCAACUAAAUUUCAAAUUUUACAAAAAUGAGCAACAUAUAUAUCCAAGAGCCUCCAACAAAUGGAAAGGUGAGAAAUAGUCAUACUUGGCUGGGAAAAAUUUCCGGCAGAAUUAUAAGAAAAUUGUCGGAAAUGAGGCAGUUGUUGUAAAAGUAUGGCGCGCAGAUUUGAACAUUUCAAGACAACAAGUUGUCCAAGUAGUAGAUCUUUUAGAGUUAUCGUCGUCUCGCAACAGCUGGCUUGAGUAACGAAAUGUGUAUCGACAUGCUGUGUCAUUGUUUGCGUGACUUAGCGGAAAGAAAUCAACACUUGGGAAAAAAUACUGAAACAGGGCCAGUUGUUUACAUCGCUCUCACUCUUGAUCAAAAUUUCAGUUCUCUCGACUGGCUGCCAUUCAUUCAAGCUUAUAAAUAAUUGUGAUAAAUUAAUAGGAUAUAUCCUGCUUGCAAUCUCCAGUUGUUCAAAUUUUGGUGAAGUGGUGAAAAGUAAUUGAGAUUACCAUCUUAUGAUGUAAAUAAUUUUUAUUUAAUAAUUAUUCCAAAUUCUUGUUUGUUAUACCAUUUGAAAUAAUUUUCUUUUAAGUUGUUUAAGAGGGUUUUAAAAUAAAAGUUAUAAAAAAUUCUUUUGCAACCAUUACAGCUUUUCACAAAUACCAUUUACAGCUAUUUUCACUUAAUCACAACAGGUUCUUCUCAUUACUUCAUCUGGAGAAAUAGAGAUUGAGUUGUGGUCAAAAGAAGCUCCCAAAACCUGCAGGAAUUUUGUUCAGCUCUGUCUGGAGGGAUAUUAUGAUGGCACUAUUUUCCACAGAAUUGUCAAAGGUAAACAUUGAUUAAGUGACAUCCACAAAAUAUGAUGUGUUACACCAAAAAAAUAUAGUUUUAAUUUCCCCAGUGAACUCAUAGAAGGAGAUGAUAGUGUAUGAUUGUGUCCAGAUCAUUCAUGAUUGUGUCCGUGGUUGAUAGAAGGGUCCAUGUCUACCUAAGGUUCUCAUAAUUUAGAAGCCAGGAACUAAAUUUAUAUAUUAGUAUUAGGAUGCAAAAUUCUAAUACACCUGGUCCAGCCUGUUUCAGAAUUGGUCAUUAAGGCACUAGUGAUACCUAUCCUCGAGUAUGCCUGCCCAGUCUGGAAUCCUUAUCUGGUGAAACACACCAAGGCAAUCAAAGCAAUUCAGAGAAGAGCGUCCCUACUAAUAUGUGGCUCAGACAAAGAAUAUCCUGAAAGACUUCUAGAGUUAAAAUGGGACUCUUUAGAACUGAGAAGGCAAUACCUUAGCCUAGUUCAAAUGUAUAAGAUUAUAUUUGGUUACUGUGAUAUCAAUUGCCAUCAUUACUUUGAUAUUGUUGGAAUAACUCGAACUAGAAGUAAGCAUGAGUAUAAAAUAAGGCCUAAAGUUGCUUGUACAAAUUAUUUUAAAUAUUCUUUUUUUAAUAGAUAUAUUAACGAUUGGAACUGUUUGCCUUCUGAAGUAAUGUCAUCCCCUAGCCUUCAGUCUUUUAAAGUUUCACUAAUUAAGUACCUCCGCUCAUAAUUACCCCAAAUACCAAUUUUUUUUUUGUUAUAGUUUUGUUUUGUUUUUUUGUUUUUUUUUUGGAGGGUAUGUCUUAGCAUGGGAAUUUAGUUUCCCCCUACUACCAUCCUGUCAACCAUUUUUGUACCUUUGUUCGAUGUAUGGUUACGAACUGUGAUUAAAGAUUAAGAUUAAAGAUUAAGGAGUUUGCUUCAUGUUAUUACCUGUUUGUCUGACAAUUGUUGAGUGAACCCAUCUAAGUUGUCAGUGACAUUGUCAUAGUUGUUGGGGAUCUUGCAGCAGUUGUCAGCAAACUUGCUAAAGUUGUCAAUGAACUUAUCCAAGUUCUUGCUGAACUCACCCAAGUUGUUGGGGACUGAUUUCAGUUGUCAGCAAACUUAUCCAAGCUGUUAGCAAACUCAUUCACGUUUUUCCUGUAGGUUUCUGUGUGCAGGGAGGAGACCCAACAGGAACAGGGAUGGGUAAGUUAUAUGCUGUGGCCAGUUGAUAAAUAUGGUCUUGUACUUGGUUGAUUCUUUAAAAUAAAUUUUCUAUUCAAUGUGGUGUUUCAUGUUUUCUCAGAUACCUGUGAAAAGGUUGCAUUUCUCUUCUUCUUUUUUAUUUUUUUUUGUUCUUGUCUCAGGGGGAGAAUCAAUUUAUGGAAGACCUUUCAAGGUAUUUGUUGAACUUGAUUUUGGUUGAUGUGAUCCAUUUUUGUAAAUAGAAUGAGCUUCAGAAUAAGGACUUUAAAAAUGUUUAAACUUGUAUUUAAAAUUUGUCAGUGACUUGUUUAAGUUACUCUUUGCUCUCAUAGGAUGAAUUUCAUCAAAGGCUUCGCUUUGUGCGCAGAGGGCUGGUUGCAAUGGCCAAUGCUGGACCCAAUGAUAAUCAAAGUCAGUUUUUUUUCACUCUUGGAGCAACACAUGAAUUGAAUGGCAAACACACCAUAUUUGGCAAGGUAUAAAUUUUAAAAAAUUGUCUUUUGUUGGGGUGAUGCAAUUACUGGUGAUGACUAUAGAAAAAACACACAAUGCAAAACACUCCUGUGCCAAAUACACUGAGCAAAGUGAAACAAAAAAAAUGCAAUUCAGGACUAAAGUGGAUGCUAAACGGAGAAUUGCUCAGAAAAUUCCAGGUGGAACUACCCAAAAGAAUACUGCAAUUAGUUAGAGAAGCAUUCAAAGCCAGGACCUCUGGAUUUCAAGGGUUACACCAUUUUUCAAUUUGUAUCUAAUUAUGCAUAUAACUUGGAUAAAUAGUAUCUAGUGCAGUCUAGCUCUAUCCUUGCUGAUGGAUGUGUUUAUCGUGCAAUGCUCUUUUGAUUGAGCACCCUCAAAACCAAACCAAAAUAAUCUCAAGGAUGAAUCAGCACAUAGUGCAAUAUCAAAAUGCAUGAAACCAAUGAAAGGCCAGUGUAACAGAAAGGAAAACCAUGUUUAAUUUUCAUGUUUUAUUGUAACAAAUCUGGAUAAAGUUUGUCACCUCUGUUUGUAGGUUGCAGGAGACACCAUUUACAACAUGAUUAAGAUGGAAGAUUGUGAAGUUGACAAUAAUGACAGACCUCUUUUCCCUCCUAAGAUAAAGAAAACAGAGGUUUGAUGAAAUGAUUGAUUUAUACUUCCUUAAACCCUUUAAUUCCUAAGAGUGACUAAGACAGAAUGUCUCCUUACAAUUUCGAUACAAUAAAGAAAGUUAUUAAUUAGGGGAUUACUAGUUGAUCCAAUACCAAAUUCUCAGAACUAUUAUUAUAAGAAUUGUAUUGCGAAGUGAAAGGUUAAUUAAAUAUUGGUGUAAUAGUUACAGUCUGUAAUCAUUUUUUCCUCUCAUGAAGUUAACUCAUCUUCUGUACUAUAGACCUUGAAGUCUUACUUAAAAUUAUUUAUCAUGGGUCAGUGAGGUAUUCUAAUAUCAUAUAAGGGAAAAAAAGGUCAAAUAAUGGAUCAGUGAAGGAAAUAAUGGUUUAGAUUCAGUAAUUACUACUUAUCAAUAGUGAAACAAAAAUUCCUCAUUUUCAGGUUUUAUAUAAUCCUUUUGAUGACAUAGUUCCAAGGCAGAGAAAAGAGGAGGUGAAAACAAAACCUGAAGAAGAAAAAAAGAAAAAAGUCAAAGGAACAAAGUAGGUGCCACUGCAGCUUUUCUCUUGUUGUUCUUUUUAUGUGUUAAUAUAUAUUCACAUGUAGUAUUUUUUAAAUGCCUCAACAUAGACCAAACUAAUAGACUGAACCCAAGUUUUUGAAUCAGUUAGUAUUACAUCUUACAUAUAAUUGCCUUUGAUAAUCAGUAAGAGAGAUUUAGAACUAAUUAAAAAGAGAUUGCUUUUAGGUAAUGUUGUGGUAAAAUCAAAAUAUGAUAUUUUGUCACCACAGGUUUUGUUUACUUCAAAUAUGAUUUCUUGUAGAAACUUUAGCUUAUUGUCAUUCGGGGAAGAGGCAGAAGAAGAUGAAUCAACAGUAGCUUCAGUUUCAAAGGUCAGAUUAUAAUAGUUUUUUAUUAAAUGGUUACCAGAAUUCCUCUUGUUAGCAUGGGUUAGUACUUUACACCCUAACAACAGAAUGCAUAUUCUCCAUACUGUUCUCUAUACAUUUCCUCAGGUGCUUACAAGGAAAAUUUGCUUAACAAUCAAGAGCUACUUUAGUUGGUAAUCAUUUCCUUUAUUCUUGUGACCUUUAAGUGUGAUUUAGGGGUGAUAUUGUAAGGAGAAACCAGAUGCUAAUCACAAUUAGGGGCCAGAGGAUAAAGAGAAAUUUGUAAUAAUUACAUCACACUCUAUUACUACUUUCAGUUGACAAAUUUUGUUUUCUGUUUUCCAUUGUUUCACCUCAUUUUAUUUUCUGUGAGAAUAUUGUCAUUUUAAGGAGACUCUAGAUUUUGACCACUUCAGGCUAGUAAAGUGAAACACUCACUUAUUAGUAGUUAACCCUUUAACUCUCAUGAGUGACCAAGACCGAAUUUCUCCUAACAAUAUUGAUACAAUAUCAAUCAGAUAAGUGAUGAGAAAAAAGAAAAGUAUAAAUUUGGGGAUAAUUAGUUGAUACUGCCAAUUUACUAAAUUCUCUGAACUAACUUUAAAAGAAUUGUAUGACUGACAGUAACAAGAAUUACAAAUUUGAUCUGAGAGUUAAAAGGUUAAUUCCCAGCUAGUAGAGCAGUUUUCAAUUGAGCAUCCAAAAGCCAAAACCAAGGUAAUCCUAGUGACCAAGCAGAAAAUUAGCCAAUGAAAACUCAGUGAAAACAAGCAAACUGCUUGAAGCAUGUGAAUGACUAAAUCAUGAUUGUUUUUACUUUGAGAGGAUGGUACAAGUUUUCUGGACCAAUCACAGAAGCAAAGUUGAGUGAAACCCAAAGAAAUCCUAGAUUUCUUCGGACACUCAAUUGAAAAAGCUCUAUCUUAUAAGGAAGAUAACCUUUUAAAGCAAAUUUCAAAAAGCUGAAAUUUCUGAGGUAGCUCUUCAGAGCAAAGAAACUCAAAAGGCAUAUGAAGUGCUAAUACAGGGAUUUCAAUAACUGUUUCCAUAAGUGACUGCUAAUAAUGUACUAGGUGGCUGUGCCCCAGAAAAAGGGCCUUAAGGCAAUACCCAAACAUGAACCUACUUGCAGGCUAUACAGACAGUGGUGAGAGGUCCUACAAGUGGUGGUAACCACUGGUAACUUGCUUUUAUUGAAACUCCCAGCUAAGGGGCAGAAAUGGGAUUAUCAAAAUUCCCCAUGGUAUAUGUUUACUGCAAGAUUAUCAAUUGUAGUAGGGGGUUUCACUUGCCAAUUGACGUAGCACUGGUUUCUAUAAAAACUCGCAACUUUGAGGAGGGAGUCCAUCUUAUCCAUUGGUUUGCUUCCUCCAAAGUUGAUUAUUAUUACAACUGAUUUGAAUUCACUUUCUUUUUUUUAUUAUUUCAGACAUUAAAGAUGAAAAGCAGUCAUGAUUUGUUGAAUGAUCCAAAACUGAGUAAACAACCUGCUGUUGAAGUGAAGGUAUCAUUGAUAUAUGUCGGCAAUUGUCCUGCAAUUUUAGAGGAGAAUUAAUAAUUAACACUUGAAAGUGUUACAUGUAUUUAUUCUGCUCUUCACACCAUGUCUGGCAAUUUUGUUGUUUGCAUGUUAGCAGUCACCUUGAAUCAACCCAUGUCCAAAAUGCUGUAAAGCUCUUACUCUGACAAGGGGCUGAUAUUCGAAACAUCAGCUAUAGAAACUCUGUAUGGUGGCCAAAUUACAUCAUCAAAUCAGUUGAUAAAACCAAAUUAUCUCAUAUUACCCCCCACCACCACAGCACCACAGUUUCUCUAAAAGCUUACCCCCUUUAUUCAUGUCCAAAAUUCUCCACCCACCACAUGCUACUCACCCUCUGGGGGAUUCUACUUUCCUAUUACUUGUUAUAGAACUCAUUGUUGUUUUGUGGUCUUCUUGAACUAUUGAGUGACCCUGAUUUUUCUGAAGGAAAGUAGAGUGAUUUUUCAAAAGAUGCAAAGGUGAUUAUUUAAGAAAUAAAGAACCUUUCCCCACUAAUUAAUUACAGAAAUUCUUAAUUAAUGAACAAGCAUCCCGACUUUUUUAGAAAAAGGAAAAAUCCAAGAAUAAAGGCCUAGAUGAUGACAGUGAUGAGGAGGUAUGUAUUUUAGGUUUGUUUGUUCUGUAUAACUCAUUUUAAACACUUUGUAGAAUAGAUUGUCACUGGACAAUUUAUCCUCCUAAUCAAAUCUCUGAACAAUGUCAGUAUCUAAGUAACUGUGCACCUACCCCUCCCCUAACCCAACAAGAGUCAACUGAGGGGUAAUGUUGGGUUGGGGAGGGGUAGGUGCACAUUUGUUAAUGUACUGACAUUGAUCCCAAAUCUUCUUGUCGUUCUGAUAUACGGUACACUCUGUUAACCAUGUUGUUAUUACUGUUGCCUAAUUAAUUGUUGGUAUUCAUUUUCAAUUCAAGACCCCAAGGACUGACGUCCUCAUUUUUUUCUUCAGUGUACAUAUUUUGACUUAUUUUGGCUGUUGACUUAUUCAACAGCACUUCAUUCCAGCAGUGAAAGAUUGAGGGGGAUGAUUGAAUCAUUUUUAAUAUGAUUGUUUAUGCCUAUAGAAUACCGAUGGACGGGAUUUUGACGCAGAUAUGCGAGACAAGGUGCGAAAUAAACUGAAGAAAAGGAAAGCAGAGGAAGAUGAGGAUGAUAGUGAUAGAAUGAAAACAAAAGAACGAUUAGAAACCAGGUUAGUAAACAAAAAGGGUCGUCACUACUUGACUCUGGGCUCUUUUAUAGGCAAAUGAAAAAAUACUGAGUCUGACAUGAAACAGCUGCCCAGAGUUAUUGACACUCUAACCCCUAAGAGUGACUGGCAUCUUAUUUCUCCUUACAAGAUCACCCCUGAUUAAAUCAUUAAGUUAGUGAGAAUAUGGGAAAUGAUCAUCUACAAAAUUCUCAGAGCUAGACCCCUUGCAGACCUCUCAUGGGUUCGCGUAGCUCAAGGCUUCAUAAUUUCCCGCAAGUGAAGGAACCUUUGUGCCCGAGCCCUUAUAAUGAGGCCAUUUAGUGUUGACAACUGAGUUGAAAACGUAAAUUGACCAUCGUAAAGAGUUUAAAGGCUGCUCUUGUAAUGAGGGCCUCCCUGUAGGUGAUGCCCAUAGUUAUUAAUCAUGUUGAAUAGUUCGGUGGCUGAAAAAUGUCCAUUAUCCCUGCCUUCAACUAGCGUCACACGUUUUCUUCUUUUGCAUACAAGAUGCGAGCGCGAAACGAGUGUUAUGCUCAAGGGCAGGAACGAACACAAAACAAUAGCUAUACUUUUUGCGUUCUUUUAACUCUCUUGCUAGCAAAGAAGAAGAGGAACCGCAAUCCAAGAUUUCUUCCUCCCGUGCUGAAUAUAAAAGACUGAAGCGAGAACUGAUGGAGUCAAAAACUGAGAAAACUGAGAAAGAAGAAAGUUCCUCAGGUAUGAACACUUGUAUCAGCAUUUGCAAAUUUUCCUAAGACGAGUGACGAUUUUCUCCUGGCUCGCACGUAGCCAGUGCCAGUCUAGGCGGGCAAAAAAAUUCAUAAUUAAAGAUAAAAAAAAAAACGAUAUACUUUAGGGAAUGAGAGCAGAUUUUACACGUCAAAUUAAGACCAUUCGAAGAUUUUUUUUCUUUUUACCUAAUUGUUUUUUCGCGAAAAUAAACCUCGGGAUUUCUACUAGAUUUCUGCGUUUAGAGAAUAAAGUCUGUCGUGGUUGUUCUCUUAUCGGCUUCCCUCUUAAGUAGCGGCUCUUCUUACGGCCCCUAUUUCGGAAAGAUACGAAGAUACAGACACACCAAAAAAAAUUAAAGAAAAACUUUGCGUUACACAUUUUACAAGCUGCCACUUAGCAUCAAUAGACUCACUUCUUCUGCUCAAGGCAACUAAAAUUUAAACAUGUGCCAGUCUCCGAAAUGUUAAUAAUCAUAGUACGGUGUACAAUCGGCUUCUUGAUUUAACUCUGUUAUAGAGCACAAGACAGUGAAUUCAUGCGAUGAAAUUUAAGAAGGCGUAAGGAGAAGUCUGAAAUAUAAAGAUUCUUUAUUACCCUCGAAUAAAGCUUCUCUCGGGUCAAUUCUCCAUCAAUAAAUAGCCAAGCACUGGUGGUUCAGUGGUAGAAUUCUCGCCUGCCACGCGGGAGGCCCGGGUUCGAUUCCCGGCCAGUGCAGCGCUGUAAAUUUUGUUUUUUUUUAAAUUUAUUAUUUUUUUUGUAGCUUUGCUAUUUUAAUGAGUUUCUUUACAGAGCUCGUUUACAGAUGGAGAAGGCAUGCCAGUGAAAACAUCCAUCCUAAGAAAAUGUCAAAACGGGACAAAGAAUCAGAAUAAAUUACUCCUAUGUUGUUAGAGGGGGAACUUUGUCAUUUUAAUUUUGAUUUUUGAUAGAGACCAAAGAAUCCGAUGUCCUGGCCGCUUUCCAUGCUGAGCAAAAAACGUAUCUUGAAAAAAAGAAAACGAGCCAGAAAAGAAAAGGAGAAGGGAGAGAUGAACAGGUAUUAUAUCACGAAAUGAAUACACAACGAAGCCAACAGCACUGAUAAUAAAUCAAUAGUUUAUUUUGGCUAACUGAGCACAGUCACCACUAGGUUCAGAGGUUUCAAUAGAGGCUGGUGUCCAACCGCCGCCUACAGGGGUAGUAGUACCCCUACAAGACUCUUAUCGCCGUCUGUUGAGCCUGCGAGCAGGCUCUCGUGUUUUGGGUUUCGCCUUACAGCCCUUUUUCCGAGCACAGCCUCCUAUUAAACCGACGGCAUCCGCCUAUGGAAAAAGUUAUUUUAACCUCCUGCAAGUUUCGCACUAUCAUCAUUUGUCACUCGCUUUCGUCUUUCGUUAGUGUUUGGUUUAAGAGGAAUAAAAGCGGCUGUUGGUGGUCUUAAUUAUUGGCUUUUUUAGACGUGUCCGAUGACACCGAUAAUUUUGUUGUUUACUCCCAUAAAGGCUGAAACUGGCUUAAGCAAAUCCUUGUUGUAUAGGAGCUGUGUUCUAUUUGGUCCAUCUUGAAAAAUGUAGCCUAAAUGUUUCAAUGUUGUCAUCCGUAUUCAUCUCUUCCUUCCGUAACAAUUAUUGUUUCUUCAUGGUACUUUACUUCUUCAAUUGUGUCCUUCUGUCUCUGCGAACUAAUAUUUUGUGGUUUUGUUCGAGCUGAAGGUAGUUUUACAUAGCUCCUUUAAUUGAGGUUCUCUCUAUUUACCCUUCAUACUCUAACAUCAGCAUUCAUUUUCUCCGCACUGUUCUCUCAACAAUUCUUAUGAUACUAUCGAGGAGAACUGGUUUGUUUAUCAGUCAAGGGUGUCUUAAAUUUCUGAUCAUCUCCUUUAUUCUCGUGACCUUGACACUGGAUUCAAGGGUGAUUUUGUAAGGAGAAUUUAGAAGCCGGUCACUCUUUGGGGUUAGGCUUAACUGUUACCGACAUAUUUCCAAAUGUGAUAAGACGAGUGUAACUAUUAUUCUUUAUUUGCAGACCCUCUCUCUUUUGGCGUCAUUUGCAUCCAAACUUAAUAAUGUUGAAGGAGAACAAGAGAGAGAGGAAAACGAAGGAAAAGACAUUGAAAAAGACGAAGAAAACCAAGAUGAUGACACUGGGUGGUAAGAGAACAAAAACACAAAACAAAACCAAAGAAGUCAACAAUAUAAUAUUUUGAUUUGAUCAAUUGAGUUAAUGAUAUAAAUUGGCCACCAAAGAGAGUUUCUGAAGCUGACGUUUCGAGCGUUAGCCCUACGUUAUAGCGAAAGGCUAACGUUCUGACUAAGGGCUCUAUAACGCUCUAAACGUUAGCUUUAGAAACUCUCAUCCCGUGUCAGGAUCUCUCCCAUGUCAGUAUUUGAACAAAUGCACACCUACUCCACCCCUUACCAAACAUUAACCCUAACUUGUUAUCAGUUGACUAUUGUUGGGUUAGGGGAGGGGAGGGGAGGGCGGGUGUGCAGUUGAUUGGAUAUUGACAUUGAUCCAUCAUCUUUAACAUGAGUUUGAUUGGUGCCUUUGGUGUAUUUUUCUAGGAUGUUUCACUCGUUGAAGUGCGAAGCUGAGAGCAAACGAGCUCGGGAUGCUUACAUUGAAAAUGAAGAUACAUAUGAAAUAUUUGAUCCACGAAAUCCCAUCAACAAAAGACGAAGAGAAGCGAGUAAAAAAGCAAUGAAAGAGAAACGAAGAUAGCACCUUUAGAAAACCUCCUUGGACUACUUGUAAGUAAAACAUUCCACAGGACAAGCGCCAGUUUUUGGUGAUCCUUGUACCAAUCAAAAACUGCCAAGCUUUCUCAGACAUAACGCCAGUUUCGGACAAUAUCAUUGGCUCAAGGUUACGACCAAAGAAGGCCUUUGUUCUUCAGUAGAUGAAGAAUGUUUCUUUUUGUUGGUGAUGUUCAAAUCACACGAGAGUGGCGAGUUGCAGCUUUUAAGAAUAACUGCUCUGAUUUAUGACAGCGGUGGUCAAGAUCGGCUGAAAAUUGAUUAAUUUAUGCUGAGAGAUAAAUAGUUUUCAUGACAGUUUUGAUUGGAGAACAAUCGAUGAAGAAAUAUCCACUGUGGAGAACUCAUAAACGGUCGUCUAUUAUAUCACUGAAUUCCACAGUUUACAUAUGAUAUAACCUCGUAUAUAACCUAUACAUUGUCUUGCGACAACUAUUGAAAUGUAUUAAAAGUCUUACUAAUCAUUUCAUUAAUUUUCAUGACCUUAACUAGUGAUCCUGUGCUAAUAUUUUAGGAGAAAUUUGAUUCUGAUCAUUCUUAGGACGUAAGAGCUUCUUUCCUCUUUCAAAUAUUGUGAAAUAUGGUUGAAGCUAAGCUAAAACGAAGUUUAACAACCAUCUCGUGUAUUUUUACUUUGCGUUAAGGUUAAAGUAAUAAACAGCCAAUAACGAACGGCUUACCCUCAAACAAUAAGAUUUAAUACGAAGCAGAUUAAGAACAGAGUUCGUCAAAACCUUUGACUGCGAAGGACGUGAUUAUUUUCCAGUCCUUGGUCUGCAAGUGACUUGUUGAGACCAAGGGAACUCGUGACUUGUUCAGACCAAUAGCGUGCAAGCGAAAAUAUUAGAUGGAAUAUAAGAUUUGGUUUUUUUUUUUUGAUACAUUUCUAAAAUAAAUAAAUAAAAAAUGCUUUCGUGUAGAGCAGUUUUUCACGG